UCAGAGACUCGGUUUUGUCAUCCGCGCGCGCGCUCAGAUGCCGCUGAGGCGGACAGCGUGGGAAGAACGAAACUGUUAAGGAUUUUUACCGCCAUUUUUCUUUUACUUCUUCUCUUUUUUUUAAUCCUUCUCUCCUACCCUACCCAGAGCGGCAAUUAGGACCGGACCGUGGUGACUCUGACGCAAGGGGGAUGCUCAGUUUCCUGCUGUUCCAGAAAGUCUGCUGAGAUAUCACUGAAGAUGUCAUGUCGACCAAAAAACGACAGGGCAGGUAUAAUAAGUCCUCAUCCUGGUAAGAAUGAUGAGCAGAUUGGACCGAUUGGUUUCGAAGCUUAGUUAGAUGAGAGUACCCAGUUAGACGCGUGUCUUCGAACUGGAAUUCGGGAUGCCGCUCGGCACGUGAAAACCCAAAACCGAUCGAUCAUGUUCAAUCCGUUUUGGCGAACGCAAACGGAGUUCCUUCAGGGAAUAAUAUUCCAUGUGUAAAAUAUCAGAAUGACAGACUCCAUGAGGAAAAUGCUCCAUCUUGCUGGAAAUGAUGCAUGGAUGUUCUCAACCGAAGCUGAAGGUUGGUUAGCGUUGCACAUGCUCGAACAGCGGCCCGUACUUUGGCGCUAUGCUCUAGCGCCAAUAUGAGAGUCUUCCUGGCGCGUUGAGCUUCUCCGUGCCAGUCCACAUGCAGGCCAAGAAGCGCUACGUGCUAGCGUUGGCGGCGGCUUGCGCCACGCUGCUCGCUUACAUCUGCACUCUGCACACCACCGAGAUCCAGGCGCACAGCGACGAGCUGCCCUUUUACACCCUUCUCAACCAUGCCGAGCAGCCGUACCUCUACUUGGAGGAGGUAGAACCGGAAGAGUACGGACCGCUGAUGCUGCUGCGGCGCGAGAUCCAAAACAACAUGUACAAGAGCCGGCGCUGUCGCAUGGACACCUGCUUUGACUUCGGUCGGUGUCAGGGUGCUUUUCGGGUCUAUGUGUACCCGCCAGGCACGAGCACGGUCACUGGGAUUUCUGAGAAUUACCGGAAAAUUCUGGCCGCCAUUGAGGACUCACGGUUCUAUACGAACGAUCCAAGCGAAGCGUGCCUUUUUGUGCUUAGUGUGGACACGCUGGACCGUGACAGGUUGUCACCACAAUAUGUGCAGGAUGUCAGAACUCAGAUUCAGAACCUUCCACUGUGGAAUGAUGGAAGAAACCACCUGAUCUUUAACCUGUACUCUGGAACAUGGCCCGACUAUGCUGAGGAUUUGGGUUUUGAUGUAGGCCAGGCCAUGUUGGCCAAAGCCAGCGUCGACGUGCAGAACUUCAGGCCCCAUUUCGAUGUCUCCAUACCACUUUUUUCCAAAGACCACCCCCAGAAAGGUGGCGAGAAAGGUUUUUUGGCAUCCAACAAUGUCCCGCCUGCACGGAAAUACCUUCUGGUGUUCAAGGGAAAGAGGUACCUGACAGGAAUUGGUUCGGAAACCAGGAACGCUUUGUAUCACAUACAUAAUGGGGAAGAUAUGAUUUUAUUGACCACCUGUAAGCACGGGAAAGACUGGGAGAAGCACAAAGACACGCGAUGUGACCAGGAUAAUGAAGAAUACUCAAAAUUUGAUUACCAGGAGCUGCUGCACAACUCAACUUUCUGCCUAGUGCCUCGUGGCCGGCGACUCGGAUCUUUCCGUUUCCUCGAAGCCCUGCAGGCAGCGUGUAUCCCUGUAUUACUGAGUAACGGAUGGGAGCUGCCUUUCUCCGAGGUCAUCGACUGGAGUAAAGCUGCUAUCAUCGGAGAUGAGAGAUUACUAUUGCAGAUUCCCUCUAUCACCAGGUCCGUGAAUGCUGAGCAAAUCCUGGCUCUGAGACAGCAGACGCAGUUCCUGUGGGACUCCUACUUCUCCUCAGUGGAUAAAAUUGUCUUAACCACAUUAGAGAUCAUCCAGGACAGGAUAUACAUCUACACCUCAAGAAGCAUGCUGAUGUGGAACUCUCUCCCAGGUGGACUCUACACACUCCCUCGGUUUUCCUCGUAUCCCACCCUUUUCCCCUUUUACUACGGCCUCCUCGGUAAGACUCCACAGCAGGAGUUCACAGCUGUUAUUCAGGCCCUGGCUCCUCUUCAGUCUCCUCAGCAACCCAUCUUCAAACUUAUCCUCGCUGUUGCCAAGUCCAGGUUCUGUGCUCAGAUCGUCGUGCUGUGGAACUGUGACAAACCUUCACCCCCCAAAAGCAAAUGGCCGUCUAUAAGCGUCCCUCUGACCGUAAUUGAGGAGGAAAGAAAGACCAUGAGCAGACGCUUUUUCCCUCAUGACGUCAUCGGGACCGAUGCCGUGCUCAGCUUGGACGAGGACUCAGUGCUGUCCACAAAUGAGGUGGAUUUUGCCUUCAUCGUGUGGUACAGUUUUCCUGAGCGGAUAGUGGGAUAUCCAGCACGCAGUCAUUACUGGGACACAGCCAAGGGGAGGUGGGGCUACACGUCCAAAUGGACCAAUGAGUAUUCGAUGGUGCUGACGGGCGCCGCCUUCUACCACAGGUAUUAUCACUUCCUGUACACUCACUACUUACCCAGUCGGCUGCUCUCCAUGGUGGACCAGCUCGCCAACUGUGAGGACAUCCUCAUGAACUUCCUAGUCUCCACGGUAACCAGGUUGCCGCCAAUCAAAGUCACGCAGAAGAAACAGUACAAGGAGACGAUGAUGCAACAGGGGUCGAAGCCGUCGCGUUGGGCCGACCCGGACCACUUCGCCCAGCGCCAGUCCUGCAUGAACUCCUUUGCCGCCUGGUUCGGCUUCAUGCCGCUCGUCCACUCUCAGCUCCGCCUGGAUCCGGUUCUGUUUAAAGACCAGGUGUCCAUCUUACGCAAGAAAUACAGAGACAUCGAGAGACUGUAGAGAGAUCUGACUCGGCCUCAGAGCGCUCAGACGUCUCGUAUCCAUGGACAGGUGUUUAUAAGAGUCCUGAUUGGCCGAGACGUGGUUUAGUCAUUUAAUUUCAAAUAUAUGCAACUCCGGGUUUGAUUUUCUUUAGCGGCUCUGGACGGGUUUCUGAGAAUCCUUUAUCAUCAUCGUCAUCUUCAGAGGACGCCAGAGCUCCAGGGACUGCCUUGAGGGACGGAAGGACGGCCCAAAGACGAGGCCCAAACUCACACCAAUGCCUGCAAUAUGUACAUUCAGUUCCUUUAUUUUUUGUACGAUUCUGCCUUUUUUUAAAAGAAGUCUAAAGUCGAAUAAAGUCUCUGAAUGCCACAGGAUGGACUGAUGAUUACACGUGUCUCAGUUCUGGUCUCUGGGGUUCCAGUGAAAGAAUUUGUAUUGGGUGUCUAUUUGCAGUUAUUCUUACUGUGACUUAUUGCACAGAGGAAUUAAAAAUGUGUUGUGUUCACCUAGAAUUGAGCAAAGGUCCUUGUAAUAAAAGCAUAGU
This is a messenger RNA of Silurus meridionalis, 3398 nucleotides long. Its product is annotated as exostosin-1. The transcript is spliced from 13 exons. The record is from RefSeq and is a predicted model, not a curated record. Bases 677 to 2869 code for a protein of 730 amino acids. Gene Ontology annotation, molecular function: glycosyltransferase activity. NCBI's taxonomy places the organism in Eukaryota, Metazoa, Chordata, Actinopteri, Siluriformes, Siluridae. Gene Ontology annotation, cellular component: membrane.